CUCGGCACCCGCUCGGACGGCCAGUGUCAGAAUAAGACGAUCGUUUAAGGACCAUUCGCGGACCUCUCGCCGCAGUGCCUUCCACAGUGCUGCAACGCGCGUAUUGAUUUGCUGCGCAGUUGAUUAUUAUUAUUAUUUUUGAUUUUUCGACACAGUUUAAAAGACAAAAAUAAUUUUACCCGAAGCGAAUAGGUAUAUUAUCAUUUCGACGACCUGCACGGUGCCGCCGACACGAUGAAGUACACGACAUACCUCUUGGUCGCGUUAUUAUUGGUAACGCUGUGGUCAACAGAUGUGGACAGCAGACGAGUGAACGUGAAGCCAGCGGCUACCGAUGACGGUGAACAAGACGACGCGCAACAAGCCGCUGCCGAAGAUGAGCAGCAACAGUUCAAGCCGGUGUUGAUCGCGCGCAGGCCGUUGCAACACAGGCCGCCGGUGGACGUCGAAAGCGAACGACAACCGGUGGUUGUGGUUCGACAAUCUCCCAGGGUGUUGCAACAGCGAGCCCGAGAACAGCAACAAGAAGCUGCCGCCGACGAAGAAGACGAACAGCCGCAAGUUAUCAUCAGACAACAGCCGACGAAAGCGGGUCCCAGGUCCCAAUCGCCGCAGGCUCAGCAGCUCGUCCAGCAGCGACUCAAGCAACAGGAACAGCCGCAGCAACAGAAAGAGCCGACCGCGCAGACCAUUCGAAACUUCAACAAGCUCAACGACGACGGUUCGUUCACCUUCGGUUACGAGGCUGACGACGGUAGCUUCAAAGAGGAGACCAGGGGCACAGACUGCGUGGUCAGGGGCAAGUACGGUUACGUAGACCCGGACGGUAACAAACGAGAGUUCACGUACGUGCAAGGCAACCCGUGCGACCCGAACGCUGUCUCGGCCGAGGAAGAUGACGACCAACCGGGCAAGCCAGGCGAAGAGGAGAACAUCCCGGCCAACAUUCCGGCGAACGCUGGUAGGCCCAAGCCCAAGAAGAACCGCCCGACCACCACACUGUUCCAACAGACGUUCGGCGAUUUCGAACCACAGCCGCAGUCGCAGCCGUCCACGACGCCGCGCAUGCCGGGCAGACAGCAGCUGCAGCCGACGUUCCAAGAAAGCCCCAGGAGACCACCCCCGCAGAUAUUGUCACCGACCACGGCCGCUCCGGCACCACAAUUCCCACCGGCCGCCGGAAACUUAGAGUCGGCCAUCCGAAACUUGCCACAACCAUCAUCGCCGUCGGGCAAGGUGCAGCUCCAGUCACCCGCCGGGCCCAACUCUCCGCUGUACACCACCGAACUGGUUUUCGACCCGGCCACCGGUCAGUACAACACGGUCAUAUUCCAACAGGUGCCCAAACAGCAGGCCGGCAUCAACAUCAACCAACGUCUGCCCCUGCAGGGAGCAACGGCACCGGCUAGACAACAGCCCCUGCCCCAGCAGCAGUUCCGACCCCAGGCCCAGCCGCAAUUCCAACCACCGCAGUUCCAACAACCACAACCGCAAUUCCGACCAGCGGUCCAACCGUUCCAGUCACCGUUCCAGCAGCAGAGACCGGCUGAGUUCGACUUCCAGAGGCCUUCCGCCGGAUUCCCUGGAGCUCCGGGCCCACAACAGCAAUUGGUGCAGCAACAACAGGCCAUGGCGUUCCAACAGUCGCAAAACCUGUUCAGACAACAGCAACAGAAACAACAACAGCAACAGCAACAGCAAGCGUUCCAACCGCAGUCGUCCCCUCAGUUCUUCCCGCCGCCGUCGCAGCGUUUCGAACCGGCGUCGCAGUUCGCGCCUAAGCAGCCGCAGCGGUUCGAACAGCAACCGGAAGCGCACCAGCAGCAGUUCGUGCUCGUCCAGCCCGGCCGGACGCCCGGACAACAGAGCUUGGCCGCCGGCCAGAUCGACGCGUUUCUAAGAGGCCAUAACGUGCAGUUCUAAACGGAAUAAUUCAAUAAUAUUUCCAUUUGUAAAUAACAUUAUAUUAUAGACACUGCGUACAGCAAUCCAUACUAUGAAUUUUCGCUGUACGUCAUUCAUAUAGGUACGAUAACUAUAUAUAUUAUUUUAUUAUAUUUUAACGUAAUAUUAAUGGUAAAAAUAAUAUUAUUUUCGUGUAAACUUAAUUAAUAAUGUGCAACGCGUUAUAAAAGUAUUAUAUACAUAUAAAUAUAAUUUUUUCUAUGAAUUUCGUGCGUAGGAACUAUAUAAAUAUAUAAGUAUAUAUAUUCACACCCGUUUGGCCAAGCGGUUUCACCUGGCGGAGGUGAAAGCCAUAUAUAACUUGCUGUAUAUUUUAGCACUUUGCUAAAUGCUAGUUUUUUAUUAUUUUUUUUUUUUUUGUGACAUUAAAUCCUCGUAAGAUAU
Messenger RNA from Myzus persicae (green peach aphid), 2349 nucleotides. Its product is annotated as mediator of RNA polymerase II transcription subunit 12-like. The record is from RefSeq and is a predicted model, not a curated record. Bases 235 to 1923 code for a protein of 562 amino acids. NCBI's taxonomy places the organism in Eukaryota, Metazoa, Arthropoda, Insecta, Hemiptera, Aphididae. The transcript is spliced from 2 exons.